Ctenopharyngodon idella (grass carp) is the source of this 1932-nucleotide messenger RNA. RefSeq names its product UDP-glucuronosyltransferase 2C1-like. Bases 114 to 1727 code for a protein of 537 amino acids. The record is from RefSeq and is a predicted model, not a curated record. Gene Ontology annotation, molecular function: UDP-glycosyltransferase activity. Lineage: Eukaryota; Metazoa; Chordata; Actinopteri; Cypriniformes; Xenocyprididae. The transcript has 2 exons.
GGGCUGCUCACUGUAUUUGAUAAUGUGCAAUGCUAAAGGAGAAAUUUGCUCAUUUUCAAAUACAAAGUAACAUGCCAAGAUAAAGAUAUCAGCACUGAACAAAGCAGAAGCAUAUGCCACUCAAUAUAAGCAAGAUGACACCAUUUUCUCAGAACAUGGUUUCUGUCUCUCUCUGGAUAACAGUCAUAAUGCUUUUUGGCUCUAUCUGUGAGGGUGGCAAAAUCUUGGUGGUGCCUGUGGAGGGAAGUCACUGGGUGAACAUGGACAUCCUCAUCAAGGCUUUACAUGGUCAAGGGCACAACAUUGAUGUAAUACGCACCUAUAAUAGCUGGUUCGUAAAGGAGAAUUCAACUUAUUACAACUCUAUAACCAUACCUAACACCACAGGAAUGGAUGAAGAAUUUGUAGAUGAAAUGCUCUUCAAAAUGAUCGACCAUGAAAGAGGAAAGAACCAGAUGAGUGCCAUACAGUUGUAUUUGCAAGUAUUCAAAGCUAUUCAUAAAACUCAUGAAAUGAUAUGUCAGCUUAUAACAAACAUAUUUGAAAGUGAGGACAUUCUGAAGACACUCAAGGAAAAACAGUACGAUCUGAUGCUUACUGAUCCGGCAUGGGGUGCAGGCAUUCUCCUGGCCCAUGAACUAAAGUUACCCGUAGUAUAUAAUGUGAGAUGGACCACUACUGGAGAGGGACACUUUGACAUCGCUCCCUCACCGAUGUCUUACAUCCCUAUCACAGCAUCUGGAAACACUGACAAAAUGAACUUUUUCCAACGAUUAAAAAAUGCUUUCUUCUAUUUGCUAAUGGACAUUCAGAACAGCCGUUUUAAUUUGCCACUUUACCAAUCACUUUGUGAUAAAUAUUUCCAGCCACGUGUGCAUUUUUAUGAACUUCUCCAGAGGGCUGAUAUAUGGCUUAUGAGGGUUGAUUUUGUUUUUGAAUUUCCACGUCCAACAAUGCCAAAUGUCAUCUACAUUGGUGGCUUCCAGUGUAAACCAGCAAAGGCCCUUCCACAAGAUCUGGAGGACUUCAUGCAAAGUUCUGGAGAGCAUGGAGUCAUUAUCAUGUCUUUAGGGACGUUUAUCAGUGAUCUACCAGAUGAUUUUACAGCAGAAAUAGCUGCUGCUUUUGCUCAGCUCCCUCAAAAGGUGAUUUGGAGAUACACUGGAAAAAGACCAUCUACUUUGGGGAACAACACAUUACUGGUUGACUGGAUGCCACAGAACGAUCUUCUAGGGCAUCCAAAGACUAAAGUUUUUAUUGCACAUGGUGGAACCAAUGGGGUUCAAGAAGCUUUGUACCACGGUAUUCCAGUGGUUGGAAUUCCAUUCUUUUUUGACCAGUACGACAAUCUUCUUCGAUUACAAGAAAGGGGAGGAGCCAAGAUACUCUCCAUCGCAACUUUAGAUAAAAACACUCUGCAUGCAGCCCUACAGGAAGUAAUCAAUGAACCAUCUUACAGACUAAGUAUGCAGAGGCUCUCUCUUCUGCACAGAGACAAACCAAUUAAACCUUUGGACAGCGCCCUCUUCUGGAUUGAGUUUGUAAUGAGACACAAAGGUGCUGCUCACCUCCGUACAGAGUCCUACAAACUGCCUUGGUACUCCUAUUACUCAGUAGAUGUUGCACUUAUAUUGUUUGCAGUUGUUUUGAUGUUCACUCUAUCUAUAUUUUUAACAGUUAGAUAUCUGUGUGUCAAGUGCUGCUGUAGAAAAAAGAAAACUGAGUGACACAUUUACAUUUGAAGUAGAUCACCUACAACUGAUGUAAAAUUAUUCGACUCUUUUGACUGUUUAAUGAGCGAUAAAAAGGAAAUAUUAAAAUUAUAUACAGAAAAUAUAAAAAUAUAUAUUUAAAUGCUCGUUUUUCAUUGAAACAUCAGUUAAACUGCAUUUAUCACAUUACCUUUAAUAGAAUAAUAAAUACUGAAUUAUU